Messenger RNA from Symbiodinium necroappetens, 2904 nucleotides. The record is from the annotation of a GenBank genome assembly. Lineage: Eukaryota; Dinophyceae; Suessiales; Symbiodiniaceae.
AUGGCGCGCGGGAGUUUCGGAGACCUACCCUCUGGGCUGGAAUUGGUCACAGAUUCACUCCAUGGCUUUCUCCCGCCGACUGCAGCGAUCAAAUCAACAGAAGAAUCUCCGAUCCUCCCACCUCAUGGGACUCAGAACUUCGGAUCUCGAAACUUGCCGCCACAAGGCACCCUGAGCCCAAAUGCCAUGGCUGAUCUGAUGCCUACCCCAGCCUCGCAGCAGGGCUACCUUGGAGGCACGCCACAAAGUCUUGGCUAUGGCGAUCUUUCGCUGGGCGACGACCGGGACCGGGAGGCGAAGAAGAAAAAGAAGAAGAAGAAGGAUCCUGGUGGUCCUGGCCCAAGCCAGGAUGAAGACCUUAGCAGAACUCGGGAGGCGCAAGCUGCGUCGCCGUUGCGCCAAAGGGAAUUACUUCAGCUCCCUCAGGAGAAGAGGAGGGAGCGCGUGCGCCCCAGUGAGGAACAGGACGAUUCGAGCCUUCCAACCUAUGUGCCGGCAGCCACGCGAGCUGGCGCCGCCCUGACUGGCAGUCUGGAGGGAAGCAAGGUCCUUUUGAGAAUCCUGCGUGCUUACAACCUCCGGAAUACCGACUUGGGAAUCUUGCCCGAAGACGCCUCGGAUCCCUUUGCGGUGGCGAGGAUUGGGCCAAAGGACUUCAAGACCCACGUCGUUGAGAACAGUCUCAAUCCCGUAUGGAAUUCACAACAGUUCGAGUUUACUUUGCAAGACGAAGAAGAGCCGAAGCUCCAGCUGGAGGUCUUCAGCUCCAAUCAUUGGCACGCAAAUGAUAGCCUGGGGCGUCUUGACAUCCCUAUACGGAGCUUGACCCCUGGUGAAACACACACAGUAGAGGAGAUGCUGGACGAAGGCGAUGUCGUGCGAGAGGUUGGCAAAUCCGUCCUCAAGGCAAAUCUCGUUCCUCAAAAGGAAGUGGUGGCUUCCUUUACGGCAGUCUUCGCUGUCUUGUGCUGCAGGAAGUGUUUCUGCAUGGCAUCUUUCCCGGCGCGGCGAUGUUACUCUGAGGUGCCACUGCCUUCCUUCAAAGGCUUUGGGCCGGAAGCUCUGGCGCGACCUGAUCACCAGUACAAAGUGGCAGAGAUUGGCGAGGCGCGCAGGCUCAACGAGUAUGAGUCUUUGGCCUGUCGUUUGGGCCAAUAUGACUACUCAGGGCCACCACCUUACUUCCCACGACAACAGAUGAUUGACAAGCGCCAGUGGAAGGAUGAUCCCUUCUUCGGCUGGCGUAGAGAGCUGAACCGCGCUGAGCACAAGAUGGGCCAGUUGGAGGGCCCUGGCCCUGGCCCUAAUUUGGAGCUCGAGGAGGUCGGUGAGGCCUGGAAGGGCGAUCCCUUCCACGCCUGGCGGAGCCAUCAGGGGCCCGGGCGGCAAGGGCCCCAAGAGGGCAACAUCGAGCAGCUGCAGGAGGCCCGUGCGGCACGCAACCUGAUGUCGCUGCCCUCCUUCUCGGAGGUGCCGGCCCGCCGAUUCAACGACCACCGCGAGUACAGUGACCACGUUGCCAGGCCGCAGCCGCAAUUAGCUGCAGGCCGAACAACGAACGAUGCUCCGGAACAGCGCUGGAAAGAUGACGCUUUCUAUGGUUGGCUACCCGGGCGAGGGCCCAUUGAGGAGGAGCAGCAUCGGCUGCGUCGACCUUUGGAGCAGGCCCGAUUGGCUCGCCUACCAUCCUUUGCCGAGGGGGCCCCUGAGCUAGCAGGGGUCACCGGACGCGGAGUGGGGAUCCUCACUCUUUGGAUCAAUGCAGCUUCUAACCUGGCAUACAGCCACGGAAGCGGCUUGUACGGGACUCCUAGCCCAUGUGUCAAGGUUUCCAUGCAGGGUCAGCGUGGGCGAGCCAGCCAUGCGAGGGAGAAGAUGACACCGACAAUUGCCAGGAACCGCAAUCCGCAGUGGAAUACCCCGGCAAUGGUGUUGGAGGUGCAUUCGGUCGCAGAUGUGUUGCAGCUGGAAGUGCUUGACCUCGCCAAUCCCAGAGUGGACGAGCACAUACACCACUACUUCCUGGGCCGUGCGCAGCUACCCAUUCAGCGCAUUAUCGCAGCAGUGCAUAGAUCAAAGAAUCCCAGUCGGCCGCUGCAACUUCGCGAGAGCUUGGAAGACUCGCAAGCGCAGGCUCAAAUCGAUUUCGAGUGCACCUACGAGGCCUAUGACACUGAUGCAUCACCAGCCAGUCAAACCCUGAGCCCUCCAAGAGAUCGAGAUCGGUUUCAAUCUCAGCUAUCGGCAAGUCCACAGAGCUCGCCCGGCCAGUCAAAACGCCAAUACUCAGACAUGGGGGGCCUUGGCAUUCUUUCCGUCCGCAUCAUAGCCGCGUACAACUUGGUGAAUGCAGACACCGGCAUCCUGGGCGACGUCUCGGACCCGUACGUGACCGUUAGACUGGAGAGCCAGAACGAGAAGCAACGAAAGCGAACACAUACCAUCAACAAUGAUCUGAACCCCAAAUGGAAUUCAUCACCCUUCCUUUUCCCCAUCCAGCAUCCAGAAGACCAGCUGCUCUUAGAGGUCUACGACGAGGACAUGAUGGGCUCUGAUGACUUCCUGGGCCGGAUGAAGAUCCCCCUGUAUCGCAUAAUCCACGGCCGUGCAAACCAGCCGGUCAGAAUCCGGGACCAGCUGCAGGACAUUGAGACGGGUGAGCUGGAGUUGGAGAUCGGAUUCUCACCCGGGCUCUUCCGAUUCAGCCUCCGCGCCUACAAAGUCACGGUGCACGUGGUGGGCAAGUCGCGAUCUCAAGCUGACGUGGGCCAGUAUCGGGAGGCCGGGCAGUCCGGGGAGAGGCCUCUUCAAGGCCUGUGUGCUUCCAUGGUCAAUUUCGCAGCAGCCACAGGCUGGGAAGGGACAGCAGUGGAAGAGUAUGCCGGACACCCGGCCGCAUGCUGA